Anopheles marshallii is the source of this 705-nucleotide messenger RNA. RefSeq lists its product as uncharacterized. The transcript has a single exon. NCBI's taxonomy places the organism in Eukaryota, Metazoa, Arthropoda, Insecta, Diptera, Culicidae. The record is from RefSeq and is a predicted model, not a curated record. Bases 1 to 705 code for a protein of 234 amino acids.
AUGUCGUUCAUUGUGCUACUAUUACUGUUCGGAGUCACGUUGGCCCAGUCCGAACAACAAGCUGGCCAGCAAACACAACAGGCGCAACAGCAGGCGCUUAAACCGCUUGGAACGGUAGAGAAACCGUUGCAGCUGGAGAAUCCCGCCUAUGAUCCGUCCCUGUACCAGAAGUUCCUGCCACAGGAUGCCGUCCAGCAGUAUGUGCACUCGUACACCGGGCAUCCGUACCCAGCGACUCCAUACUUCAGUGGUGCUCCGUUCGAUGGGGCUACCGCGUUUGCUGCCAUUCCGACCGGCGGAUUCGAAGGGUUCCUCAUUCCAGCCACGGUGGAGAAAGAUUCCCCGUCACUGCUCAGCUCGAUGCGCACACUGCUUCCGAGUGCUCGUUCUUUGAUCACGUUCGUUGGCCGGCUGGUGUCGGUGCUAGUCGGUUCCGUUGGCGUACUGUUCUUCGGCACGAUCCUAACGUCACUGACCUGUUUCUUCACGCCGUUCUGUACGCUGUCUUUCCGCAAUGCAAAGUUUCUCACCGGUGCGCAGGAGACGGCUCAGGAGAUCGCCCAAACGGUGGGCGAACAGGUCACACCCGAGCGGGUUAAACGGGCGGCCGAAUUCCUGUACACCGCGAUCGAUCGUUUCCAGCGACUAAACAACGUCGUAAAGGAGGCAACCGAACGGAAAGCCGCCGCAGCUGCAAGAAGCUGA